This is a messenger RNA of Aphanomyces astaci, 1566 nucleotides long. RefSeq lists its product as hypothetical. NCBI's taxonomy places the organism in Eukaryota, Oomycota, Saprolegniomycetes, Saprolegniales, Verrucalvaceae. The record is from RefSeq and is a predicted model, not a curated record. The transcript has a single exon. The annotation marks the transcript as partial.
CAAAACACCCGCAUCAUGCCUAGCAUCUAUGGUACGCUCGCCGUCGCGGUCAUGACCGUGGGGGCGCAACAAACCCCGUUCAACUGGCAGCCAUGCCCCGACACGAACGACACCCGCGUGCAAUGUGGGUUUCUCAAAGUCCCCCUCAACCACUUGGAUCCGUCGCCCAACCAAACUAUCGAUAUCGCCGUCCGCCGCUUCCGCGUCCCCAAUGCCGCCAAGGGCACCAUCCUCCUCAACCCUGGGGGACCGGGGAUAUCUGGCAUGCCCUUUGCUGAAAGCGGCGUCGCGCAGUACCUCGGGGGCCAGCACGACGUGUUGGGUUUCGACCCCCGUGGGGUGGGGAUGUCGCGCCCCGCGCGCUGCACCAAGAACGGCUACACCGCCUCGAACGAGUGGCCCAGUCGGAGCAACGUGCCGUUCGACUCGCCGACCGCCGAGACAUCGUUGGGGCGGUACGGGGCGUCCAUAGAGGCCAUAGUCCGCCGCUGCGAAAUGUACGACGGCGACUACGUCAAGCACCUGUCGACGUCGUUCGUGGCGCGGGACAUGGACCUGAUCCGGGCCGCCCUAAACGAAUCCGUGGUCAACUACUAUGGCAAGUCCUACGGCACCGUUCUCGGUGCCACGUAUGUCAACAUGUUUCCCCACCGCGUCGGCCGCGUCGUGAUCGAAUCGGUGCUCGACCCGACACUGUACACGGGACCCUCGUCGGACCUGCUGGCCACGUCCACCGUUGAUGCCGACGAAACGUUUGAUUCAUUUGCCAACACAUGCGAGGCGGCGGGUCAGGCCAACUGCCCGCUCGCGUCCGAGCCCCAAGUCGGCAGGCGCGUUCGCGAGUUUCUGGCCACGAUGGAGGAGACGCCUGUCAUUGCGCCGACGGCGGCCAGGGACGACUUCUCCGUCCUCACAGCGGCCGAUGUUCGAUUCAUGAUCCUACAGGCAUUGUACGACCCGAAGAAGUGGCUCGGCUUGGCGCGCGAUCUGCACAACUUGUUGCGGGGCCAAUACGUGUCGCCCCCCGUGCCCGAUACAUGCCCCGUGACAAACCCCUCCUACCUUGGCAUGAGCAUGGAGUUCCCCAUCUACAUUGCCAAUGACGGUGAAUUGAAGGGGACGCGGGACUGGCACCGCGCUCUCCGCGAGGCCAAGCGUAACAGCCCCCUCUUUGGCAUGCAGUUUGCCUAUGAUGCCUUGCCUGCCAUGUACUGGAAGAUUCGCCCCGUGGAGCGCUACAGUGGUCCGUGGAACGUCCAGCUGCGCCAACCGAUUUUGAUUCUGCAAAACAAAAUCGAUCCCGUCACCCCCCUGCGCGGCGCCCGAGCGCUCGCCAGACUCAUGGGCUCCAACGCGGUGUUGGUCACACGCGACGGGUACGGUCACGGCAUCGACAGAAUGCGCAGCAGCUGCAUCCGCAAUACCCUCGCCGCCUUCUUCAACAACGCCACGUACCCCAAUCACAACUCCAACUGCAAAGUGGAUGCAGGUCCGUUCGAUCCUAAGCCCCACCAAGCCAGUACCGAAAGGAAGCUUGAUGAGGUCGACGAAGCCGCGCGAUUGUAA